This is a messenger RNA of Lottia gigantea (owl limpet), 378 nucleotides long. RefSeq lists its product as hypothetical. The transcript has a single exon. Bases 1 to 378 code for a protein of 125 amino acids. The record is from RefSeq and is a predicted model, not a curated record. Lineage: Eukaryota; Metazoa; Mollusca; Gastropoda; Lottiidae.
AUGGCUGAUAAAUUACAGUUAAAGACCAUUACAGUAGUUUUUGAUCUAACUAUCUACGCUAAAGCUCAAGAAAUCCAAUGGACAAAUGACAUUUUUCGAAAUCGUCUGGUGAUAAGAUUGGGAGAAUUCCACACAUGUAUGUCAUUUCUUUCAAUUAUUGGGAAACGGUUUCAGGAUGCUGGAUUGAAUGAUAUAUUGGUUGAGGCUGAGAUAAUAGCUAGUGGAUCCGUUAAUGCUGUUAUGGAAGGAAAACAUUACAACCGCUGCAUGUAUGCACAUAAACUCAUGUUUGAAGCUCUACACCGUUUGAAGUUCAGUUUUUUUGUUGAGUCUUUCUUUAUCUACCGAGAACAGAGAAAAGAUGUCACGGUUCCUUGA